Aspergillus melleus is the source of this 2125-nucleotide messenger RNA. RefSeq names its product ubiquitin carboxyl-terminal hydrolase family protein (gene ubp10). The transcript has 3 exons. Bases 159 to 2012 code for a protein of 617 amino acids. The record is from RefSeq and is a predicted model, not a curated record. Gene Ontology annotation, molecular function: cysteine-type deubiquitinase activity; zinc ion binding. Gene Ontology annotation, biological process: protein deubiquitination; mRNA processing; spliceosomal complex assembly. Lineage: Eukaryota; Fungi; Ascomycota; Eurotiomycetes; Eurotiales; Aspergillaceae.
ACCGUAGCUGUCAUGGUAGAGACCCAAGCAAGGCGAUGAUGGACUAGCCAUAUGUCAUAGUGCCGGCUGUUUGUCUUGUUUGCAACCCGCCGCCCAUCGCGUUUUCGCCGGUUUCGAUUCCCGCGCCGGUUUUCUCCCUCAAUCCCCUUCACCAAAUCAUGAUGCCCAAGAGACAAGCGGAGUUGUCGCUGGAGGAAGACCUCCCGGCAGGCUCCCCUGCAUCCAAGAGAGUCCGCGUGGAGGAUGAAGCCUCCGAACAAGAAACCGCGAGCCAUGGGGCCCUACCGCUGCGCCGAGCCAGUGGACAAGAGACCGAACAGCACGAGCGCAAUGGAGAGAACAUCCUUGCCGCGGCCGAUCAGGAACAGGAGGAGUUAAAUGAAGCAGCACAGGAAGCGGAGAGUGAGUCCUCCGACGGCGACGAGGAUGACGACAAGCCGGUGAUUGCGGCCCCCCAGCGCCAGUCGGAACCCAUGGAGGGCUAUAGCGACCUCUACCUCGAUACGAUCAAUCGCGGAAUCCUCGAUUUCGAUUUCGAAAAACAGUGCUCAGUCAGUUUGUCCAACAUCAACGUAUAUGCCUGUCUCGUGUGUGGCAAAUACUUCCAAGGCCGAGGACCCAAAUCGCAUGCCUACUUCCACGCUCUUGAAGUCGGACACCAUGUCUUCAUUAACAUGGGCACCAAGAAGGUCUACGUUCUCCCGGAGGGAUACGAAGUUCAGAACAAGAGUUUGGAGGAUAUAAAAUACGUGGUAGAUCCCUACUAUAGCAAGGAAGAGGUCUCGAAGUUGGAUAAAGAGGUCCACGAUGCGUUCGAUCUCGCUGGGGCCCGCUACAGACCAGGCUUUGUGGGUAUGAACAAUAUCAAGGCAAAUGAUUACCUUAACGUCGUGGUUCAGCUCUUGGCCCAUGUUUUCCCGAUCCGCAAUUACUUCCUGCUCCAUGAUUUCCCAGCGCUGGGAACGCCACAAUUGGUCCAUCGCUUCAGCACCCUCGUGCGGAAAUUGUGGAAUCCCAAGGCCUUUCGAUCCCAUGUCUCGCCGCAUGAACUAUUACAGGAGAUCGCUAUCCGGUCAUCAAAACGUUUCACCCUCACUCAACAGUCCGACCCGGUGGACUUCCUGUCUUGGUUCCUCAACAAUCUACACUUAGCCCUCGGGGGUUCCAAAAAGCCCUCGAAGAACCCAACAAGUGUGAUUCAGGCCGCUUUCCAGGGCCAUUUGAAGAUCGAAAGUCAAGCGAUCACGGCUCAUUCUGACACCCAAAACGCCCGUCUGGUCUUCACCGAGUCUGGCACCAUCAACAGCCAAACCAUCCCCUAUCUCAUCCUCACUCUGGAUUUGCCGCCGACUCCUCUAUUCCAGUCCGCCAACCGCGAAUCCAUCAUCCCCCAGGUCCCGUUGACCACACUCCUGAACAAAUACAACGGAAUCACAGCCUCGGAGAAACUAGCCCAUCGAGUCCGGCAUCGCCUCCUCCACCCCCUCCCGCCUUAUCUCUUCUUCCACAUCAAACGAUUCAGCCAGAACCGGUUCGUCUCGGAACGGAACCCCACGAUUGUCACCUUCCCGUCUCCUCGCUCCCUGGACAUGUCUCCCUACGUCGAACCGAACCCUGAGAUCUGGCCGCCAGGCGAGCCGAUCCUCUACGAUCUUGUGGCCAACAUCAUUCUAGACCCCACGACGGCCGCCCCGGGAGCAACCGAGGAGGCGGCAGCGGAUAAGGGCGUUAACGCGGCCGGCGGGUCAUCGUCUUCCGGGGCCGGCGGAGGCAGCGAAAAGGUUGCCUGGCUUGUCCAGCUUCACGAUAAGGCGAUGGAGGCGGAGAACACCCGGCACCAGGCCCAGCACGCUGGAGAGCAGCGGGGACCGGAAUGGCUGGAGAUCCAAGAUCUGUUUGUGAAACGAGCCGAAAGUGAGACCUUGUUCACCAGGGAAGGAUAUUUGAUGGUCUGGGAGCGCCGGAAGGUUCCUGGCAUGUCGAACCGAAAGGGCAAGGCUGCUGCUAAAUAAGUAAAAGGAAAUCAAUGAGAUAAAAAAAAAGACAUUUAUGCAUGCAAGUUUCUCUUUUGCCGCUUAUUGCGAUUAAGGAUAACAUCAUUCAAGAAUAGUAGCAUGGGAAAUGA